This is a messenger RNA of Anopheles funestus (African malaria mosquito), 2168 nucleotides long. RefSeq names its product poly(A)-specific ribonuclease PARN-like. Gene Ontology annotation, cellular component: nucleus; cytoplasm. The record is from RefSeq and is a predicted model, not a curated record. Gene Ontology annotation, biological process: nuclear-transcribed mRNA poly(A) tail shortening. Gene Ontology annotation, molecular function: RNA binding; metal ion binding; poly(A)-specific ribonuclease activity. NCBI's taxonomy places the organism in Eukaryota, Metazoa, Arthropoda, Insecta, Diptera, Culicidae. The transcript has 6 exons. Bases 114 to 1943 code for a protein of 609 amino acids.
GCAACACUGCUACAUUUGAUGGCUAGGAUGUGUAUAAACAAUUGUACAUACUUUUCUUUCGCAUCUAUCCCGCGCGUUUCCAGCUUCAUUGCAACAAUUGUUCGAUUUCAUCAAUGGAUAUUACCAAGAAAAAUUUCAUCGAGCAACUUCCAUUGAUUCGGGAAACAAUCCGCAAUGCAACGUUUUUCGCUAUGGAUUGCGAAUUCACCGGACUGGCGUCCGAUCGUACCAUAUUUCCCUUCGAUACACCAGAAGAGGUGUAUUUGAAAAUGGUCGAAAAUAGCGCCCAGUAUAUUAUCAUACAGUUUGGCCUGUGUGCCUUCCGUGUUGAACCACCGGCGGAGGAGCAAAAGGACGCCGAGCCACGGUUAUCGUACAAAUGUUACAACUUUUUCUGCUAUCCCAAAGGUCGUACGAACGUGUUCAGCUGUCAGGGCGAAAGUAUACGCUUUCUCGCUGACAAUGGGUUCGAUUUUAAUCGACUGUUCCGUGAAGGAUUGUCGUAUGCAAACGAAAUCGAAGAGCAAAGGUACAGGGCUGACCUGAAGGAGCGUCAAGCAAAGCGAGCAGCCACAAUACUGGCGGCAGCCGAGGACGAUUCGAACGAAUCGGAUUCCAAAGCAGUUGAAACGGCGGACAUCAAUGCAGUCCCAGUGCCUGCAGAGCUUCAGCAACAAGUGGAAGAUACAGCUGCCAGUAUUGAGCAGUUUCUACAGUCUGACCGGCCGGAACUCAUCGUCGGUAACUGUAAUGCAUUCCAGCGAAAGCUGAUUUACCAGUUGAUAGAACAGCGCUUCUUGCGUAAAGUCACUACCUCCACCGUAUCGCUAGAGAACAAUCAGAAGGCCAUUAAGGUGGAACGGAAACGUUCACUCGAGGAAGAGCAGGCACUGGAUGAGAAGCGUCGGGCACAAGAAAAUGCAGAUCUCGAAGUGAACGUUGGAAUAUCGCUGGUACUGCAGGAGCUGUCAAAGGCACGCAAGUUAAUCAUUGGCCACAACAUGCUGCUCGAUUUGUUUUACGUGCUUCGCCAGUUCUUUAAACCACUACCAGCGGACUAUGAGGAAUUUAAGAAGCUCACGAAAGAAUAUUUCCCACUUCUUCUCGACACUAAGUACCUGUGUACGAACGCCGAGAUUAAGGUGGACGUUAACUCGUCCGUACUGGCGCACGUGUACGACGCGGUUAGCAAGGCACCAUUUGCAAUUCCCACGGUACAUGCCGAACUACCCGACCAUCAGUACAGCGUGGACGAUGAGAAAAAGCACGAAGCUGGUUACGAUGCGUACCUUACCGGGCUUUGCUUCCUAGGACUUGUCAGUCGGUUCAAGGUUAAUCUACUUCAACUUCCGAAGGACACCACGUUGAAACAUUACAUGAAUCGAAUUUUCAUUACCCGGCUAAAUGAUGUCAACUACAUUUAUCUAAAUGGAAAAGAACCGUCACAAUCACGGGAGCACAUUUUCUACGUUACUUUCCCGGAAAAUUGGCGAACCACUGAUAUUAUGAGCAAGUUUAAACCGUUCGGUCUGGUACAUGUCAACUGGCUGGAUAAUACUUCCGCAUUUGUGUCGUUGCACAAUCGAAUCGUUGCGAGUUCGGUGCUGAAAACAAUCGGAUACCACACCGGCUUCAAAGUGUACAGCUUUGCACAGUUCACGCAAAUGAAACUGCAACGCCCUGCUACUAAACGAGGACGAAUCGGUACGGGUGGUCCUGGCAGAGGAAAUGGAGCAGAAGUUCGAUGCGGACAACCAGUCGAUAAGCCGAGCGGGGAAGAAAAAGCAGAAGAAGAAAGACAAAAAAUAGAUGACUCUGUAACCUCCGCUAAGCGGAAGGGCAAGCAUGAGGAUCAACCACCGGCAGACAACGAAGCCGACGGUGGUGGGUGGAGAACCGUUAAAAAGGCUCGCAAAACGUUCACCGACAACAAUGAUUGGUAAGCGGAACAACGUUUGGACGUGUGCCUAAAAGCACAACAAUGUUUUUGCCUCUUAUCUUGACAACAGUGCUUGUGCUAUCAGCACCGUAAGAUCGACUGCCUGUACAGCAUCUGAUUUCAAGUGAAACUGUGUUACAUACAUAAUCCUGUAGUAUAAAAAAAUGUAUGUAAGGUUAACCAUGUGCCGUUUUAUCAUUGCACCCUGGUGUACAUUGAAAGGAAAUGA